Ceratotherium simum simum (southern white rhinoceros) is the source of this 5890-nucleotide messenger RNA. RefSeq names its product PBX homeobox 1 (gene PBX1). Gene Ontology annotation, biological process: regulation of DNA-templated transcription. Gene Ontology annotation, molecular function: DNA binding; DNA-binding transcription factor activity, RNA polymerase II-specific. Gene Ontology annotation, cellular component: nucleus. The record is from RefSeq and is a predicted model, not a curated record. Lineage: Eukaryota; Metazoa; Chordata; Mammalia; Perissodactyla; Rhinocerotidae.
ACUCCCCAUCCUCCUACCAUCCUCUAAAGAGGCAAAGGGAUUUUUUUUUCUUUUGGUCUUCUUUUUUCCCCCCUUCCCUGUUUAUCCUGAAAAGGAUUUGAAGACAGCUUGAAGGAUAAAAAGCCUUGGUGCUUCCCAGGAGCCGAGCCGAGGAGCAGAAGAGGAAGAGCCGGGGGCUGCCGUUGCCUUUGGAGAUGGACGAGCAGCCCAGGCUGAUGCAUUCCCAUGCUGGGGUCGGGAUGGCCGGACACCCCGGCCUGUCCCAGCACUUGCAGGAUGGGGCCGCAGGGACCGAGGGGGAGGGCGGGAGGAAGCAGGACAUUGGAGACAUUUUACAGCAAAUUAUGACCAUCACAGACCAGAGUUUGGAUGAGGCGCAGGCCAGAAAACAUGCUUUAAACUGCCACAGAAUGAAGCCUGCCUUGUUUAAUGUGUUGUGUGAAAUCAAAGAAAAAACAGUUUUGAGUAUCCGGGGCGCCCAGGAAGAGGAGCCAACAGACCCCCAGCUGAUGCGACUGGACAACAUGCUGUUAGCGGAAGGGGUGGCGGGGCCUGAGAAGGGCGGUGGCUCGGCUGCAGCGGCGGCGGCAGCGGCAGCUUCUGGAGGGGCGGGUUCAGACAACUCAGUGGAGCAUUCCGAUUACAGAGCCAAACUCUCACAGAUCAGACAAAUCUACCACACGGAACUGGAGAAAUACGAGCAGGCAUGCAACGAGUUCACCACCCACGUGAUGAAUCUCCUGCGAGAGCAAAGCCGGACCAGGCCCAUCUCCCCGAAGGAGAUCGAGCGGAUGGUCAGUAUCAUCCACCGCAAGUUCAGCUCCAUCCAGAUGCAGCUCAAGCAGAGCACGUGUGAGGCCGUCAUGAUCCUGCGUUCCCGGUUUCUGGAUGCGCGGCGGAAGAGACGGAAUUUCAACAAGCAAGCAACGGAAAUCCUGAAUGAAUAUUUCUAUUCCCAUCUCAGCAACCCUUACCCCAGUGAGGAAGCCAAAGAGGAGUUAGCCAAGAAGUGUGGCAUCACAGUGUCCCAGGUAUCAAACUGGUUUGGAAAUAAGCGAAUCCGGUACAAGAAGAACAUAGGUAAAUUUCAAGAGGAAGCCAAUAUUUAUGCUGCCAAAACGGCUGUCACUGCUACCAAUGUGUCAGCUCAUGGAAGCCAAGCUAACUCACCCUCAACUCCCAACUCAGCUGGUUCUUCCAGUUCUUUUAACAUGUCAAACUCUGGAGAUUUGUUCAUGAGCGUGCAGUCACUCAAUGGGGAUUCUUACCAAGGGGCCCAGGUUGGAGCCAACGUGCAAUCACAGGUGGAUACCCUUCGCCAUGUUAUCAGCCAGACAGGAGGAUACAGUGACGGACUCGCAGCCAGUCAGAUGUACAGUCCGCAGGGCAUCAGUGCUAAUGGAGGUUGGCAGGAUGCUACUACCCCUUCAUCAGUGACCUCCCCUACAGAAGGCCCUGGCAGUGUUCACUCUGAUACCUCCAACUGAUCUCCCAGCAAUCGCAUCCCGGCUGACCCUGUGCCCCAGUCAGGGCAGGGCCAGGAGGGAGGGUUUCUCUCCCAACGCUGAAUCGGUCAGACUGGAGGUCGAAGCAAUCAGCAAACACAAUAAGAGUCUCCUUCUCUUCUCUUCCUUGGGAUGCUAUUUCAGCCAAUCUGGACACUUCUUUAUACUCUCUUCCCUUUUUUUUCUGGGUAGAAGCCACCCUUCCCUGCCUCCAGCUGUCAGCCUGGUGUCCGUCAUCUUCCCUGCCCCUUUCCCUCUGUCCUAGACUCCCUGGGUCCCUGCCCUCUAUCACAUCGCUGAAGCAUAUUUUCAACAAUUAGAGGAAUUUAAAGGGGGAAAAAUAUACAAAGAAAAUAAUAAAAGUGUUUGUAUGUUUUCAUGCUGGUGGUUUGAGGAGCCAAAUUUACCUCACUUGGAUCCCUCGCUCCCUUUGGUAACAGGCAAUCCUUCUCUGUUUCUCUUGUUACUCUCACUACCUCUUAGCAGGAAUACGCCACAUUGCCCUACUCAUUCCAGGCCUCCCUGUCUCCUCUUGCUCUGCCUUCCCUGGGGACAAUCCUGAUUAGAACACUUUCCUGCUCUUCCUUCCCAGCCCCAGGUAUUCAUUGGGGACGGCCAUAGCUGGGCUUCUAAAGGUGCCACAUUCUCUGGUUUCAGCUCCGCUAGGUUGAUUCCCAGGCAGGAAGUCAGGGAGCAGGAGAGGGCACAAGGAACAAGAAGGGCAGCAUUCUUAGAGGCUUUCUCAUCUUCCUAUAAUAGCUCUUGGUUUCAGAGGCACAGUCUUUGGAGACCAUGAGACACUUAGUAAGCAAUGUUCAGAACCUACUGCAAAACCGGGUCUGAGUUAGGCAUGGUGAUGAACGCAUCACUAAGGAGUAGAAGGUUUUUAUCCUGAAACCCUUCAACUACCCCUUCACACACACACACACACACACACACACACACACACUUGCACAUGUAGGCAAUGCAUAGUCUCACACAUUCACUUUCUCAAGGUCAGUCACAUACCAUAUACAAAUACCCACAUUAGUACCCAUAGCAUUAUGCCUCAUGAGCCCAAGAGAGGGAAUUAGCAACUCUGAGUGAAGGUCACUGACACAGAGAAACAAUAUGUGCCUGGUGCUUCCAGGACCUGCAGGCCCACCAGCAUGCAUGCCCGACAACAACAUACACAGGACUGAAUCAUGAUGAAGGCCAGGUUUGCAGUGUAAAUUAUUCCUGUUCCUACCACCUCCGGAGCUCUCAGGGAGCCACUCACAGAACUUACAAUGUCUAUAAUGGAUUUGGUUCUGUUUUGUUUUUGUGUUUAUAUUAGGGACAUUGCAUUAGUUAUCCAAAGUGUUAUAUGGCGCCACAUUCUUGUUCUAGAGGAGAGAGUUGUAUAAGAACAUGGCUCAAGCGAACUUUUUGCUAGCUUAAUUUGAAGACCCAAGAGUGAUGGGGAAAGGGGAGGUAAUGUUUUUAGUGAAAUCAUCAUAGUGACUUUUAUUUCCUAGGAAUAUCUAAGAAAGAAGAGUAUAUACUAGAAAGCUAUUCUCUAAUGUCACCUGAGCUUACAUUAUUCAUAGCAAACUGCGCCAGCAAUAAAGAUGGCAGCUCUGUCACUUGAUUAGGUGGAAGGUGGUCAAAUCUCCUGGUGCUCCAUUUUCUUUAUCUGUAAAAUGGGGGUUGUUAUGCCUGGCUCAUAUCCAAUCUGUAAAUGUGAAGUCAGGGGAAGUAGCGUCCCUGAGAUAAACUGGUUCUCGCCAUGAAGGAACAAUAAAUGGUUUUCCUGUUUUAACUUCUGGUCGCCAUCAGUACUGUGAUGUCAUCACCAUGAUGACAAAGAGAAGGGGUAUUGUUGUUGCUUUUCUUUGGUUUCUUUUGGUCUGUUUGGUUUCUUAGAAUAGAGAUAUGCUUCCAAACUAGAAAAAUAGGACUUGGUUCUCUUAGUUUGUAUUUGAAUCCAAUAUGUGGCCUUGUAAGUACUUAGUCCCCUGUCAUAUCUACUCUGCUUGAGAGGCCUCUGGGAGGGGUAUAAGACCUUGAGGGGUGAGGAUGGCCAGCUAACAAGGUCAUGGAAAUUCUGCAUGGCACUACAGUAAUGAAUAGAAAAUGCUCCCGUGUGUGUGUUGGGUGGGUGGGUGGGAUACCUAAGAAACUGGAGGGUAUGUGUAUUUGAAGGAAAUGCAAAAAGUAAAUAUUUGGCCUUGAAGACUAAGAGCAGUAGAAAGACUGUGUCUACUAACCUGUGCCAUAAUCAGAACAGGGCUUGAUAUAGAGAAUUCCUAGAAGGAGCUAUUUUGUGGUAACUCAGUAAUGAUUAGAACCAGUGCAGAACUUUGUCUUAGUGGCAGGGAUAUAUUGAAACUACCCACACAGGAAUAUGGUUGGAUCACAUCCACCUGACUGGGCAAAGUACAAAAGAGACGCAAAAGGGUUCUCUUGGAAACAAGGAAGAAUGAUUCCAGAUUUGGGUUGAAAGAUUGCCACUUUAAGUUAAUGAAAAAGAUCAGAGCAGUGCUACAUUUGCACAGGCAGCUUCUCUCCCUGCAGUGGUUUGCACUGAUUAUCACCUCUCACAGCAUCUUCCCCACCCAGCACUUCACUUCGUCCUCGUUGUAUCCAAUACCUCUCCCACGAUCUCCCCUCCAUGCCCACGAUCACAUCCAAUAUGGCGGCCACAAGAUCUCUCCACAUUAAGCAAAGCAUGAGAACACUGGCAGCAGAAGGAUGAGGAUGGAAAGAGUGUGCCUCUGGAAAUACAGCUCCCUGGGAAUUCGUAUUAGGUCAAUCCUAGAGACACCAAAAUGUGCCCAGGGCUCCUUCAUUUUCUAAUGGAAGUGGGAGCACUCCAUUUUCCCUGGCAGCAAAUUUCCUCUGAGAAAUGAUACUAGCCCUUGGGUUUGCCCACCUUGUAACUCUUUGUCAUAUCCUCUUUUUCAUCUCUAACUCCUCCCCCUGGCAUGGAAUUGACUCCCAUGCAGUACUUUUGCCAAGUGGCACCUUCUUUACAUUUAUUUUUUAUUUUGCUGUGGUGGUGGUUCUUUAUUUGCUGGUUGCCUUUUCUCACACAUAUCUUUCCCCCCUCUUUCCUUCUGAGUUUGAUUUUUCUGCCCAGAAAAACCUGACUUCGAUACCAAAAAAGAUAAAACUACAGAAACUCAAAUUUAAAAAAAACUUAAAAAAAUAACAAAAAAAUACUCAACGAUUCUUUCAGCUUUAUUAACAUUUUCCAUUGUUUCUUGCGACUUGUGUCUCGUUCUUUGUAGUAUUGAUGAUGAACAUUUGAUAAUGAAUGUUCUUGUAUAUUCAGAUAAAGAAAAAAAAAACCAAAAAAGCGGUCUGAAUUUAAUAGUGUUUAUAAUAAAAAUUUUAAAAAUGACCCUCAUAGCACGCAAAACAGGAUGGGGAAUUUCCCCUCUUCUUUCUGUGACAAUGCGCAUCAUUCCCACAUUAGUUUUUAACACCAAACUACCUACAUUCAUCAUUUCCCCCAUUUUUCUUUUAUUUUCUUGCAUUUGUGAAUUAGUUCAAGAAUGCUAGAAAAGUGUCGUUGUGCACAUCCAUUUCCUGUUUCACAAUGUUUAAAAGUGACAGUAAUUCAUUUUGUAAACUAAACAAAAAAGGUUGGAAUAGUAAGCAUAAUAGGUACAACCUAACACGUUAUUAUGUUUAUUAACUUUGAGACCCAGAAAUAAAUUCUUUUCUUUUCUUUAUUCCUGCUCUUUAAAAUAUAAAAAAAAAAUUAUGUUUUGUUUUGUGUUAUUUUUGGUUUGUUUAUUGGGGGGGCUUUUUUUAAUUGUCAGGAUUAUGAUAUUGCUGUUUUUAUUCCUUAAAUAUGUAUACGAGGUGAUGUGAAAAGAUGACAUUUGUAGAGUAGGCUGCUUCCUCGUACUUCUCCUUUGCUUCACAAUUCAGUUGACUUCAAGAACAAAGAUAAAGCCCAUGUUGAUAUCACAUUGCUCGCCUGCAUUUCCAGAGUGUGUGGCAUUCCUGUAGUCCCUGAGAAAAACAAAGUCAGGGACUUGGGUUCUCCUUUUGGCCCGUUAAAAACUCAAGGAAUAGGUCCAGGGGACCUUUUAUCUUGUAGGGAAAGGUUUUUAUUUCUGUUGAUUGUGAAUAUCACCACAAAAUGCUUUCUUUUCUUUCUUCUUGAUUAAUAACAACAUUCCACGAAGCCUCUUUCAACUAGAGAAGAUUUUUCUUCCAGAAGAAUCCCACAGGAGAUAGUGGUGUGAUGGGUACCAUUGGCUAAGUAGACUAGAUCCAGGAAGCCAUCCCUGUGGCCUGUCGGCCCGCUGAUCCUUUCGGUUCUGAUUUUGGAAGAAGAGUUGGUGAGAAAUUGAGCCAGAUUCAAUGCUGUCGUUAUAGUGCUGAGAGGUUAAGAUUGAUUUCACUGACAG